AUGCGGCUCUACCUCCCCUCAGCAAUACGCGAUCCCCUCCUCGGAGCCAUUUCCCGCCUCGAGAUCAGCUUUGACGUCCAGGUGUCGCUCAAGCGGGUCCGAAGGUAUGGGUGGAAGUGGAGCAGGGAUUGGGAGUAUGCGGUGGAUCUGGCGCUAGCCCUGCUAUCACUCACAGUGAUGGCGCAACCCGUCUUCUUCAAGCUCUUUCUCGUCGCGGCCUACACCACCGCCCUCCUCAUCCCCUUCACCUCUCAAUUCUUCCUCCCCGCAACCCCCAUCUUCUCCUGGCUCCUCCUCUUUUACUCGUCCCAAUUCAUCCCCAAGUCGUACCGACCACACAUCUGGGUCUCGGUCCUCCCGACACUCGAGUCGAUCCUCUACGGCGCCAACAUCUCGGACCUCCUCACGCGGUGGACGAACCCGGCUCUCGACUUUCUCGCGUGGAUCCCGUAUGGAGUCAUUCACUUUGUCGCGCCCUUUGUCGUCGCCGCCUUGCUUUGGGUCUUUUCGCCGCCCGGCGCCGUCAAGUUUUGGGCUGCUGCCUUCGGAUACAUGAACCUCGCGGGCGUCAUCAUCCAGAUCGUCUUUCCCUGCGCUCCUCCAUGGUACGAACUUCGCGAAGGCCUCGUCCCCGCCAACUACAACAUGCGCGGCUCGCCCGGCGGUCUUGCGCGCAUUGACGCCCUCUUCGGUGGACACGGCUACGAGACGACCUUCUCAGGUGCUCCAGUGCCCUUCGGCGCCUUCCCGAGUUUGCACGCUGGCUGCUCGACGAUGGAGGCGCUCUUCUUGAGCCACUUCUUCCCCAAAGGGAGGCCGUUUUACUGGCUAUACUAUCUCACGCACCACUACCUGAUCGACCUCGUCGCCGGCGGCUCUCUCACCUGCGCCUUCUUCUACUACUACCUCAGCAAGAUGCCCGACGAGCUUCGACACCCUACGACGCCCGUCGCGCCCUACCGCGCGCGCGCCUCGUCCUCCGCCAUCCCGCUCGACGAAGAGUCCGGUCUACCACGGACGUUCGCGCACACGGCGGCUGGGAAGGCAUCGAAUGGGCAUGCGAAUGGGUAUGGAGGGUGGGAGUCGGACGAUGCCGGUGCGAGCGAGGAAGACGAUUUGGCGGAGGAGGCGAGGUUGUUUGGUGGGGAGGCGGGCGCGGCACCGGUGCGGGAUAGCUUUGAUGUGCCGCUCAAGGGUGAUAUGAGCGCGGCGGCGCGGACACCACGGCGGGAUUGA
Molecule: messenger RNA, 1236 nt
Organism: Rhodotorula toruloides NP11
Lineage: Eukaryota; Fungi; Basidiomycota; Microbotryomycetes; Sporidiobolales; Sporidiobolaceae
Product: inositolphosphorylceramide synthase
Exons: 4
Coding region: 1-1236 (411 amino acids)
Biological process (GO): sphingolipid biosynthetic process; inositol phosphoceramide metabolic process
Cellular component (GO): inositol phosphoceramide synthase complex
Molecular function (GO): inositol phosphoceramide synthase activity
Source: RefSeq, a predicted model, not a curated record